Molecule: messenger RNA, 1283 nt
Organism: Malus domestica (apple)
Lineage: Eukaryota; Viridiplantae; Streptophyta; Magnoliopsida; Rosales; Rosaceae
Product: cycloeucalenol cycloisomerase-like
Molecular function (GO): cycloeucalenol cycloisomerase activity
Source: RefSeq, a predicted model, not a curated record
AGCAGCAAUAUCUAGGCGCAAUCACGACGGAGACUCUCACUAGUCACUCAGACGGUGAAACACUCAAAGCACCGCCCACCGCCUCCGCGUUCCGCCCCGAUCCGAAUAAAAACCACCGGUUUUAAAGAUCCGAAUACCAAAAUGGGCGGUAAAGAAGAACCGGAUUGUUAUUCGAGUUUAUGGUUGGCUCCGAAUCCAAGCAAGAGAUGGGGGGAGCUCUUCUUCCUUCUCUACACUCCUUUCUGGCUCACUCUCUGCUUGGGAAUCGUCGUGCCCUUCAAGCUCUACGAGAGCUUUACAGAAUUGGAGUAUUUGCUAAUUGGAUUGGUUUCCGCAGUCCCUGCGUUUUUGUUGCCAAUGCUCUUCGUUGGGAAGGCGGAUAGCAGCUUGGCUUGGAAGGAUCGUUAUUGGGUCAAGGCCAGCGUGUGGAUAAUAAUUUUUAGCUAUGUUGGGAAUUACUUUUGGACCCACUAUUUCUUCACCGUUUUGGGAGCUUCGUAUACUUUCCCAUCAUGGAAGAUGAACAAUGUACCCCACACUACCUUCCUUCUCACACAUGUUUGCUUCCUAUUUUAUCAUGUCACAUCAAAUAUAACACUUCGCAGACUACGCCAUUUUACUGCUGAAUGGCCAGAACAAGUUCAAUGGGUUGCUGAGGCUGCAUGGAUUUUGGCUUUUUCUUAUUUCAUCGCAUACCUGGAGACUGUAGCUAUUUCUAAUUUCCCUUACUAUCAAUUUGUGGACCGGGCGUCUAUGUAUACAGUUGGUUCCUUGUUUUAUGCGAUAUACUUCAUCGUUAGCUUUCCCAUGUUUCUUAGGAUCGAUGAGAAGCCUGGCGAUCCAUGGGACUUGCCUAGAGCGGCCAUUGAUGCUCUGGGCGCCGCAAUGCUGGUGACAAUCAUACUAGAUCUGUGGCGCAUCUUUCUGGGACCUAUUGUCCCAAUUCCAGAAACAAAACAGUGUCUUCAACCUGGACUGCCAUGGUUCCCGGGACACGCUGCCCAAAUUUGACUAGUGCUUGUGCAACCGGGGACCCGUAGUUAUUUCCCGACACCGGAAGAUUACCACGCUCAGGGAUUUCUUGCAGUUGCUGCUGCAAUGGUUACCGUACCAUGUUUGGAUGAGUGUAAUUUUAAUCUUAAGGACAUAAAAAGAAUUGUAUCAGAUUAUUUCAUAUGAUGCAUGUGUUGUUGUACCUUCAUAUCUUUUGACACCAAGGAUAUUUUCAUCCAAUGUGAAUUUACCGGUUUACCACUACAUCAAUAUGAAUAGCUCGUGCAAGU